AUGUCUGCCUACACCCCGCCAGCGCCCUUCGACCCCAAGGAAGAGAAGUGGGGAUCCUACAUGUCUCGGUUCAAGUGCUUCAUGGUGGCAAACGACAUGCAAGGGCUACCGGACAUUCGGAAGAAAGCCCUGUUCCUGAGUCACUGCGGGCCAAGGGUCUUCGACACAGCCGAAGCAUUGUCGGAGCCGAAUUCGGUCCACAACAUUUCCUGGUCGACGCUACAGACCCUGCUGAAAGACCACUAUGCACCAACGCCAUCGAAGUACGUCCAACGCUAUGAUUUCCGGCAACGGCUACAGCAGGAGGGCGAAUCGAUCAGCGAGUACGUCGCCGCCCUGCGUAAGGCCGCAACCCAAUGUGAGUACCGAGACCUGGAUGAGAUGCUCCUAGAGCAACUAAUUUGCGGAGUGAGAGAUAGCCGGCUCCAGAGAAGGCUGCUUGCGAGGUCAAACCUGACCCUACUCAUCGCGCUAGACGAGGCCAGGGCGCAAGAGUCGUCAGUAAAGGCCGCCGAGAGAUUAAAGAGCUCCCACCUAACCAAAACAACGCAGAAGACGGCGCCAGUGCAUCGAGAGGCCGUAAGCACCGCGAGCGAGGGGGAGUCAAAAGAGGAGGUCUACCGCACCGAGCAGUCCUGCACAGCCCGGAGGGAGCCCAGAGACGGAUGCGCCAGCUGCGGAGGGUCCCACUCACGACAAAACUACCUGCACCUCGCCCGGAGAAAAGACCUACACCACGGUCGAGAUCGAGGGUCGGGAGUGCCAGAUGGAGAUAGACACGGGAUCACCAAUAUCCAUCAUGUCUUGGGAGAAUCUGAAGAAAUUCAUCCCCAGUGUACACAAGCGACAGCUCCAGCCGCAGCAACGCAGACUGAUUACCAGGGGAACUGCAUACCCGUCGAAGGCAGAGGCGAGUUCCAAGUCCAGUACGGGGAGUUUACCGAGAAACUGCCCCUCACCAUCGUCAGCGACAACCUCCCCAGCCUCCUGGGCAUGGACUGGUUUAGGGCCCUAGGCAUGGGAUUCACCGGAGUAAGGAAUGUUCGAAGCGCCCUGAAGGAAGACCUGAUGCAGGAGUUCCAGGACGUGUUCGACGAAAGGCUUGGCAAGUAUGUGGGGACCCCGAUUUCAUUUAAUCUAGACCCCAAUAUUGCACCCAUCCAUUUAAAGCCUAGGCGGGUACCAUUUGCCCUGAAGCCCAAAAUAGACAUUGAAUUGGACAAAUUAAUCAAACAAGGGGUGCUCGUUCCAGUCGACCACGCCAAAUGGGAGACCCCAAUUGUUACACCGGUCAAGCCGGACGGGUCAGUGCGCAUAUGCGCUGAUUAUAAAUGCACAAUUAAUAAGGCCCUGCAGCAGAGCACCUAUCCAGUGCCCGUCGUUCACCACUUAUUGCAUUCCCUGGGCCCCGGCAAGAUCUUCGCAAAACUCGAUCUUGCGCAGGCAUACCAGCAGCUGCCGGUAGAUGGCGCUACCGCAGAGGCACAGACUAUCGUAACCCACAGAGGGGCCUUCAAGUGUACCCGUUUGCAAUUCGGGGUAAGCGUGGCCCCCGGACUGUUUCAAAGUACCAUGGAGCGGCUACUACAGGGGAUCCCCGGGGUGGUGCCCUAUUUCGAUGACGUACUCAUUACAGCCGACAAUGAGCACCAGCUAAGAGAAAGACUGAGGGAGGUAUUAAGGAAAUUCAGGGACGCAGGACUCAGAGUGAAACGCAACAAAUGCAUGAUCGCAGUGCCCUCAGUCGAAUUCCUAGGGUACAGGGUAGAUGGCACCGGCAUUCACCCCACAGAAAGCAAGAUCAGGGCAAUCCAAGAAGCACCCACCCCCAAAGACAAGGCAGAAUUACAGGCCUUCCUGGGACUAUUAAACUUCUACGCCAUUUUUCUUAAAGACAAGGCAACAGUGGCAGAACCCCUACAUAGACUGUUAACCAAAAAAGCCAUUUGGAAAUGGGUGAAGGCCGAAGACAGGGCAUUCGCCGGCAUUAAAAAACUGCUAUCAGCCGAGAGUUUUCUAAUCCAGUACAACGCAACGCUUCCCCUUGUUCUAGCAUGUAACGCGUCCCCGUUCGGGGUGGGAGCUGUCCUGAGCCACAGACUCCCGAAUGGCCUAGAGGCGCCCAUCACAUAUUACUCCCGAACUCUAUCAAGUGCCGAGCGAAAUUAUAGCCAGCUCGACAAGGAGGCCCUAGCCGCCGUUUCGGGAGUGAAGAAAUUCCACGAGUACUUGUUCGGGAGGGACUUUGAGUUAAUUACAGACCAUCGACCGCUCCUGGGUCUCCUCGCGGGAGAUCGACCAAACCCGGCAGCACUUUCGCCCAGGAUGACACGCUGGGCCAUCUUCCUCGCAGCAUACUCCUAUCGCCUGGUACAUCGACCAGGGGCGGACAUGGGCAACGCGGAUGCGAGGGGGUGGCCGGAAAAGAUUGGGAGCGGGGAAUUUAAACCAUUCGUGGGAAAACGGGAUGAGUUGACAAUGCAAGGGGGUUGUUUACUAUGGGGCGAUCGGGUUGUUAUUCCCUCACGUUUAAGGGAAAAAGUUUUAACGUUGUUGCAUGAGGGGCACCCUGGAAUUGUAAGAAUGAAGGGGCUAGCCAGGAGCUACGUCUGGUGGCCCAGCAUGGAUGCAGAUAUUACCGAGUGGGUGGGGAAAUGCCAGCCCUGCCAAGAGUCCACAUCAGACCCGCCAACGGCACCCGUGAGAGAAUGGGAAAGGCCCCAGGGACCCUGGUCCAGAAUACAUAUUGACUUUGCAGGCCCAUUCCAUGGACAGACCUUCAUGGUCGUCGUAGACGCAUUCUCCAAAUGGUUGGAGAUCAAGCUAAUGAAGGCCACUACCACCGACACAACCAUCAGAGAGCUAAGACAGUUAUUCGCCACACAUGGGUUACCAGACAUCCUAGUGUCAGAUAACGGGCCACAGUUCACUGCAACACAGUUCGAAGGCUACUUAGCGGGACUUGGGAUCAGACAUGUCCUUUCUGCCCCGUUUCACCCGGCUAGUAACGGACAGGCUGAGAGAUUUGUUAGGUCAGCAAAGGAGGCUUCACGCUUAAGCCCUGGGGACUGGCAAGAAAGGGUAGACAAGUUCUUAAUAGCUCAGCACUCCACACCCUGUACGGCCACGGGCCGAAGUCCGGCCGAACUAUUAAUGGGGCGGAAACUCCGGGGAAUAUUAGAUAGACUCAACCCCAAUUACUCCCCAGAGGGCUUCAAGGGGGGGGGGAGAGGAAGCUUAGAGAAUUCACCAUAG
Pantherophis guttatus is the source of this 3255-nucleotide messenger RNA. Lineage: Eukaryota; Metazoa; Chordata; Lepidosauria; Squamata; Colubridae. The record is from RefSeq and is a predicted model, not a curated record.